AGAGCAAGCCAAAUAUUUAUGGAACACCUUCAAUAUUUUCAAAAAUACUAACUUCAUGCAAGCUGCAGGGAUGGUGGAGGGACAACCCUUACAGUACUACAACCCCUAUCCAGCGCCAAGCCAGGACCAAUUUCCGUAUUUCCGACCGUUUGAGCCUUACUAUCCCAGAAUGGAAAUGUCGGAAGACUUAAUGCUGCCGUCUUCGCCAAACAGCGCUCAGAGUGAUAGUGACAAUUCAGUUUCAAGCGUUGAAAUAUCGCCGAAACAGAUUCAGCCGAUGAGCAGCAUCAUCAAAAACGCUGAAAAGAUCGAUGUCAGGUGUUGCUGGAAGAACUGCGGGAUGUUUUUUCCCUCUUUGGAUCAAUUAGCUUCCCAUGUCUCGAAAGUACAUUCUGCUAGCGGCUUAGGUGGUCUGUUCUAUUGUGGAUGGGAGGGUUGCUCCAGAAACAACAAAGGAUUUAAUGCGAGAUACAAGAUGCUCGUUCACGUACGCACCCAUACAAACGAGAAGCCUCACAAAUGUUUUCAGUGCGACAAAUCGUUUUCGAGAGCUGAAAACCUUAAAAUCCAUUCCAGAUCGCAUAGUGGAGAAAAACCGUAUGUUUGCCCAGUACCGGGCUGCAACAAAGCCUACUCUAACUCAAGCGACAGAUUCAAACAUACAAGAACACAUCAAGUUGAAAAACCUUACCAAUGCAAAGUACCUGGGUGUCCCAAGAGAUACACCGACCCUAGCAGCUUAAGAAAACACGUCAAGACGUACAAACAUUUCGUUAACGAAAACAUAGAAAAUAAUCAAACAAAUGAUCAAAGGAAGGAUAAUAACAAUACUCAUAUUAACAAAACCUCUGAAGUAAAUUCGGGUAAAAAUGAGGAAAGGGUGUCGAUUUAUACUCCGAACGGAGAAACUAUUUACCGAGAAAAUGUCAUCAAACAUCCCUGCAACUGCAAUCGAGUGUGUUGCGUCUCCAACUGCUUUACAAAAGCAGGCGAUAUCUUCAGAAUUGGAGCUUUGAUUAAUAUGAAAAAUGAAGAGAAAAGUUUGAGUUGGAACAGGUUUCUCGAUCCCUAUAUUUCCGAACCGAAAAGGAUGGUUAGCGCCUAUGAAGUUGGUAACCAAGAAAACAUGGACAUCGACGUGCCUCUAGAUUUAAGUAUUCACCGUAAAGACUACUAAUUUUUAUAUGCGUGAUUAGAUUUAGCAGUAUUAUUGUUGUGUGUUCUUUGUUUUUGUUUUGUCAAUGUUGCAUCGUUUUACGUAACUGAGGUAACUAUAAAAAAUAUGGCAAUAAUGAUUU
Anoplophora glabripennis (Asian longhorned beetle) is the source of this 1298-nucleotide messenger RNA. RefSeq names its product zinc finger protein GLIS2 homolog. The transcript is spliced from 4 exons. Gene Ontology annotation, biological process: smoothened signaling pathway; regulation of transcription by RNA polymerase II. The coding region runs from base 56 to 1177 and encodes 373 amino acids. Gene Ontology annotation, cellular component: nucleus. The record is from RefSeq and is a predicted model, not a curated record. Gene Ontology annotation, molecular function: RNA polymerase II cis-regulatory region sequence-specific DNA binding; DNA-binding transcription factor activity, RNA polymerase II-specific. Lineage: Eukaryota; Metazoa; Arthropoda; Insecta; Coleoptera; Cerambycidae.